Molecule: messenger RNA, 1179 nt
Organism: Manacus vitellinus (golden-collared manakin)
Lineage: Eukaryota; Metazoa; Chordata; Aves; Passeriformes; Pipridae
Gene: SPAG8
Product: sperm associated antigen 8
Exons: 6
Coding region: 13-1086 (357 amino acids)
Biological process (GO): positive regulation of transcription by RNA polymerase II
Cellular component (GO): cytoplasm; nucleus
Molecular function (GO): microtubule binding
Source: RefSeq, a predicted model, not a curated record
UGCUCUCCGCCAAUGGGAGGCGCGCACGCGGCCGCCGCGCGUCGUCUCCAUGGAGAGACGCGCAUUCCAGCCCCCCGCGCACGCGCCAUGGAGCCGGGAGCCGGCACCCCCUGGGGGGUAGCUCUGACGGGCCAUGUGGGUCCCACAUGCCCUGGGGAGAGGUCACCGUGCCUGGGCAGGGUCCAGGGUGGUAUCCGCCUGCCUGAUGUGCCCAUGGAGAAGCUUCCAUGCCAUGAGGAGCCGCUGACAGCCACCGCCAAGAGGCUCCAGGAGAUGUCGGACAUAGCCGAGGUGCCGGAGAUGCCCACUGAGCCGCCUGCCGAGGCUCUGCCACCCGUGCCCAGCCCUGAGCCAGCCCGAGAGACUGGGAACGAUCCCUCUGAGAUCAAGCUGCCUCCCUGGCUUGGAAAGUGGGGAACGUGUCGCGAGGAGGUGCCGGUGGAGCCCCUCUCCCCACCAAAGCCAGCAGAGCAGCCCAGCCAGCCAGUGACCCGACGGGGCCGCCCGAUCCGCACCUGGCUGGGGGAGAAAGUCGUGGACCCCCUGAACUCUGGGCUGGGGCAGGAGCUAGGCAGUGAGGACUCCGCCCACCACCGCGGCUUCCACGGACUGCCACUCCAUCAGUUCCUGUCCUCGCUCACCGACAGCUCCACCACGGACACCUACCGCCCGCCACACAGGGCCCUGCUGCUGCAGCAAGGGCUGCGGAAGGCCACGCUGGCAUCCAUGCUCUACGAGAAAUACAGUAAGGAGACGGAGGAGAAGAUCCGUCCCCGCCCACAGCCCAUGGAGUCUGUCUCCACCACGCACCGGGACUACGCUGCCAGGGGCUUCCAGCCCACACCUCCAUCCAUCACUCAGCCCCAUAACUACUUGACAGAGCAGCCAACCAGCUUCUGGCUGGAGCAAGCCCGUGGAGUACCAGUAAGUCCCCCAGCACCUCACCCUGCCAGCACCCCAGGGGUCUCAGCUGCUGACAGGGACCUCUCCCCUUCUCUCCUCUCCAGGGUGUCACUGCCCUCUUCAGCAGAAACAUUCCCUUCAAGAGGAACGCAACCUUCUCCACUCCCAUCACUGUGUACCUAGGGCCACCCCACCCCUGUGACCCAUUGAGCAGCGAGCCCCAGACCUUCAAGGAUUAAAAAGCAAGGGGACGCAGGUGGUCCCAGCCUCAUUGCC